This is a messenger RNA of Globicephala melas (long-finned pilot whale), 13398 nucleotides long. RefSeq names its product putative homeodomain transcription factor 1 (gene PHTF1). The record is from RefSeq and is a predicted model, not a curated record. Lineage: Eukaryota; Metazoa; Chordata; Mammalia; Artiodactyla; Delphinidae. Gene Ontology annotation, cellular component: endoplasmic reticulum.
UCUGCGGAGCUGCUGUUGUCUAGCUCUCGGCCGGCUGAGUCACGGCCCUUCCAGGCCCGGCCUAGCGAGGACGCGUGCCCGCCGCCCCGAAGCAGCUGCUACCCGGGCCUUGGGACCUCUGCACUUGACUUUUUUCAGCGGAACAAAGCCGUUUGCCGUUGCCGUAGCGACUGGCAGCCUAGCUAAUACCGCCUUCACUUUCUAUCCCCCUCCUUUCCUAGCUCAUUCUUUGCUUAUUUUAGGGUCUGUCCGAUGACCCUAUAGGUCGGGCUUGGAGGGCGCCGGCUCUCUGGCAACAGACUGCCCUCCUCUGGGCGCUGGGCGGCCGGCUGCCUCCGAGGCUGGGGCGUCCUCCGCAGUCUCCAUGGUAACGGCCCAGACGGCGUCUCCGCCUCGGGGGAAAGAUGAGGCCUGCCUGGCCCGCCGCCUCGCCCCCGGCCUCAUGGCCGGGCCGGGGCCACUGAGGAGGAAGGUCCCGGCCACCGGACUGCGGGGCAGCGUGCACCAGUGAAAUCCCAUUCUCUGGCUGGAGACACAGAUGGCCUCAAAUGAGAGAGAUGCUAUAUCGUGGUACCAAAAGAAGAUUGGAGCAUAUGAUCAGCAGAUAUGGGAAAAGUCAAUCGAACAGACUCAGAUUAAGGGCUUCAAAAACAAACCAAAAAAGAUGGGUCACAUAAAGGCAGACUUGAUUGAUGUUGACUUAAUCAGAGGCUCAACAUUUGCCAAAGCCAAACCUGAAAUUCCGUGGACAUCUCUGACUCGGAAGGGGCUUGUUCGAGUUGUAUUUUUUCCCUUUUUCAGCAAUUGGUGGAUUCAGGUUACCUCUUUAAGAAUCUUUGUUUGGCUGCUACUGCUUUACCUCAUGCAAGUUAUAGCACUCGUGUUCUAUUUUAUGAUGCCUAUUGUGAAUGUAAGUGAAGUACUUGGACCCUUGUGCCUUAUGUUACUCAUGGGAACUGUCCACUGUCAAAUUGUGUCUACUCAGAUAACAAGGCCAUCGGGAAACAAUGGAAAUCGGAGAAGAAGAAAAUUACGAAAAACUGUAAAUGGUGAUGGGAGCCGAGAAAAUGGAAAUAACUCCUCUGAUAAAGCCAGAGGAACAGAAACUUUGGAAUCUGCACCCUUUAAUGGUGGUUUUUGGGGGACUCUCUUUGGCAGCAGGAUGAAAAGAGUAAAAUUAAUAUGUAGCAAAGGGACAGAGACUGACAAUGACUCAGGUUGUCUGCAUCCUAUCAUCAAGAAGAGACAGUGUCGACCAGAGAUUAGAAUGUGGCAAACAAGAGAGAAAGCAAAAUUUUCAGACGGAGAAAAGGGAUGCAGGGAGCCGUUUGGGCGUUUGGGCAAUGGGAUUUCAGAUGAUCUGUCAAGUGAGGAUGAUGGUGAAGCCCGGACACAGAUGAUGACACUGCGGAGGAGCGUGGAAGGGGCCUCAAGUGACAACGGCUGUGAAGUUAAGAAUAGGAAAUCAGUACUUUCAAGGCACCUAAACACUCAGGUAAAGAAGACCACUUCCAAGUGGUGUCCCGUUGUGCGGGAUUCAGAUAGUCUGGCUGAAUCAGAGUUUGAAUCGGCAGCCUUCAGUCAGGGCUGUAGAUCUGGCAUGAGUGGUGGCUCUCGAAGCCUCAACAUGUUGAGAAGAGACUCGGAGAGCACCCGUCAUGACUCGGAGACAGAGGAUAUGUUAUGGGAUGACCUGCUGCAUGGCCCUGAGUGCCGGUCGUCUGUCACCAGCGACAGUGAGGGGGCCCACGUGAACUCCCUUCACUCAGGGACCAAACGUGACCCCAAAGAAGAUGUUUUUCAGCAGAACCAUUUAUUCUGGCUUCAGAACUCAAGUCCUGCCUCUGACCGAGUUAGUGCAAUAAUCUGGGAAGGGAAUGAGUGCAAAAAGAUGGAUAUGUCUGUGUUGGAAAUAAGCGGUAUCAUCAUGAGCAGGGUUAAUGCGUAUCAGCAAGGAGUAGGUUAUCAGAUGCUGGGAAAUGUCGUCACCAUCGGAUUAGCAUUUUUCCCUUUUUUACAUCGACUGUUCCGAGAGAAGAGCCUUGACCAGCUAAAGUCCAUCUCAGCUGAGGAGAUCUUGACUCUCUUUUGUGGGGCACCACCUGUUGCACCUAUUAUUUUCUUGUCUAUAAUUAAUUUUUUUGAACGACUGUGUCUUACUUGGAUGUUUUUUUUCAUGAUGUGUGUGGCGGAGAGAACAUACAAACAGAGAUUUUUAUUUGCAAAACUCUUCAGCCAUAUUACUUCUGCCAGGAAAGCUAGGAAAUAUGAAAUACCUCAUUUCAGACUUAAAAAGGUGGAGAACAUUAAGAUAUGGUUAUCACUGCGUUCCUUUCUAAAGAGACGGGGCCCGCAGCGAUCAGUGGAUGUGGUUGUGUCUUCUGUCUUCCUACUGACACUUUCCAUUGCUUUCAUUUGUUGUGCCCAGGUUCUCCGGGGACAUAAAACUUUCCUAAAUGAUGCUUAUAAUUGGGAGUUUUUGAUCUGGGAAUCAGCUUUACUACUUUUCUUACUGCGCUUAGCCUCACUGGGGUCUGAAACCAAUAAGAAAUACAGCAAUGUCUCAAUAUUACUUACUGAACAGAUUAAUUUAUAUCUUAAAAUGGAAAAAAAGCCGAAUAAGAAAGAACAGCUUACUCUAGUAAACAAUGUUUUAAAGCUAUCCACCAAGUUGUUGAAAGAGCUGGACACACCAUUUAGACUCUAUGGACUGACAAUGAAUCCCUUGAUCUACAAUAUCACACGAGUAGUUAUCCUUUCUGCUGUCUCAGGUGUUAUAAGUGAUCUUCUAGGAUUUAAUAUAAGACUGUGGAAAAUUAAGUCAUAAGCUGAGUCAUGUGCCCGGACUUUCUCCCCUUGCUGGCAUCAGUGCUUAACCCAUUAAGGAGAGAGAUGACUGCAAACCCAUGAGACACCCACCUGCUUGUUCACACGGAGAGGUGCCCUCAGCUCUACCUAAUCUAACGAAUGGUGUUUUCAGAGGAACAGAGCCUUUUCCAACUGGGUGUGCAUGCUAAACACCUGUAUUUUCAUGGUUUUCAAAUAGCAUGACUAGUCAGGAGACUGAAGACUGUUGUGUUAUAGUAACUUAAGGACAACUUUUUAAGUUAGGAAAUUUAUUCUGGGCAUUUCAGUGCUGUGACAGUUAUAUUUAUUGGAAAUAGUCUUUCGGGUAACUAUGGCAGAUGCCCAAAGCGUGAAGCAAAAUCCUUUAUUGGAAAUAUGCAAAUUCAGUACUUUUCUAUUACAGUCUAUAGAAUUGGAGAUUUCAUUUCUCUAGCAAAGAGAGAUCAAGUUUAAACUAUUUUAGGUUGAGCCUGAAUAAAAGAACUUUAUUGGAGAAUUUCAGUUUCUAGGCUUUUUUGUUGUUGUUGAAAGAAAAAACCUUUCAAACUGUGAUUUUCUGUUAAACUAUGGAGAAAAUUUUAAUUAGUUUAUAAUUUUGAAGUUAAUCCUAAUAACUGUAUAGUUGUUGGUGAAAGAGUCAUGCAUGUAAUAUGACAUGUAAUCCAGCAUGAGAAAUUUAAGUCUAUGCACACUCAUCCGUGUCCACCAUAAAACAUGUUUUCCAUUUAAAUCAUCUGAGCUAUGUUUCCCAUCACACUACUAAGUGAAGCGUUCAUAGUUUAUCUGUUGUGAGACUCAGUGUAUUUAACCCUCAGUAUAAUCUCAUGUCCUCGGUGUCUGUACUGAGCCAAGCUAUGCCACUGAUGAUUUGGAUUCUCUUAUCAGUAUCCCCUAUUGCACAUACAUGCGUAUACAUAUGUUAAUGAAAACUCUAAUAGUCUACAUUUAAUUCCUGCUCAUUAAGUUACCCACUUUGAAGAAUCUCUCGAGGCAAAUUGAAAGCCCACAUUUUAAUGACAAGAUUUUGUGAAUUUUUAAAUGGAAAUAAUUAGGAAACUUAGUUAUUACAUGUGAAGUAUGUACAUGCAAAAUCAGUGUAUCAUUUACACAUAUCCUAAUAUGCAGGAAGAUUUUUGAGGUUUAAAGAUGAAUUUCUUAAGUCCAGGAAUUGAGGUCAGACCUUUCUGGAUUCAUAUCCUUGGCUCUGCUACUUAUUAGCUUCGUAGUCUAAGGCAAGUUACUUAACAUUUUUGCAUCUCAAUUUCUUUACCUGCUUAAUAAGGAUAAUAACUACCUAAUAGUGUUGUUAAGGUUAAAUGAGAUUAUCAGGUAAGGUACUUAGCAUAAAGUACAUCGCCCUUAAUAAAUCCACCAUAAACAUUUGUAAUUACUGUUUAAAACCCUUUAAAAAUCUUUUGCUGAUAGAUUCCUAACUGUGAAGAUAGAAACCUAGGGGGCAAGAUUGCUGAACUAGAAGUGGAUUACCAAAAAUUUGCAGCCAUUCCAAAUACUGCGUGAGAGUUACAAUUCUUUUUAAAAAGUAAAACCCCAUUAUAGUGAUUUACCUUUGGAAGGAACUGAUCUGUAAAGGCACUUCGGUAUAUCAGCAGAUGGCUCAUAGAAAUCAUGCUUUAACUGUUUUCCAUAAGGGACAAUAGCAGCUAUCUCAAAUCCAGGAUUGAACUGCUCAGUGCAGACUUCGGAUGAAGAAAGCUUUAUCUUUUUCUGUUACCAAAAAAAACCACUGUUCUAUUUUUAUUUAAAUUUUUUACACAGUGAAUCUUUAGCGUAAAUGCAGCAUUCAGAAUAGCUUACUCCUGUGAGUUGUUUCGGUUAUAGUUUUGAUGGUGUAUAAUUGGUUUAAAUGAUUUUUCAGGUGGGUAAAAUUAACUGUAUGGGUAGUUGCUCAUGUCGGAAACUUGGGAAUCAUUUUUCACUCUUGCCUUUCUCAUACCUCACAUCCAGUCAUCAAGUCUGUGAGUAAUUAUCUUCUAGAUAUUUUUCUAAUCAGUCCUUUCUUCUCCAUCCCCACUUUCACCACCCUCAUCUAAGUCAACAUCCUUUGUUUUUGAAGAAGAUUCUGCUUUUCUGCCCCUCUCCCCCAUGCCCACCUAUUCAUCUCAAAAGCUAAUGUGUCUUUUCUGAAAUGCAAGUCUCAAUCUCAUCGUUUAGAAUCUAUUAAUGGCUUAGUAUUACUUCGAAGGUAAAAAUCCAAAAUCUUUUUAGCAAGGUGUAUAGGCCUACCUUGUUGAGAAAGAUUUUUGAAUCUUUAUGUUUGAAAGAUGUUUUUUCUGGGCAUAAAAUUCUAGUUUUAAAGAUGUUGCUGCUCUACUGCCUCCUGGAUCGCCUUGCUUCUGACAAGAAGUCUGCUGUCCUUGUCAUCUUCGUUCUUCUGUAUUAUUAUUUUUUUUUAAACUCUGGCUGCUUUUAAGGUUUUUACCUUUUUCAGUGAAUUUGUGCUAUUUAGUUAUAAUGUGCGUUGGUGUAGUUGUCUUCAUCAUUUGUGUGUGUGCUUGGGAUUUGUUGCACUUACUGGGUCUCUGGAUUUUUAGUUUGCAUCAAAUUUGGAAAAAUUUUGACUGUUAUUUCUUAAAAUAAGUUUUCUAUACCCCAGUCUCCCACCUCCUGAGACUCCACAUGUUAAUUAGGCUGCUUGAAGUUGUCCCACACCUUACUGAUGUUCUGUACAUUGUCCCAGUCUUCUGUUUUUAAUUUCUAUUAAGGACAGAAGACUGGCACGACUAUUUCUAUUGCUGUGCCUCAAGUUCACUAACCUGUUCUUCUGCACUAAUUUGCUGUUAAUCCUACCCAAUGUAUUUUGUCUACAGAAUUUUGAUAUUGCUUUUUCAGUUUUUUGUAUCCUCAUGUCUCUCUUUAACGUGCUGUUUCUUUUCUCUAUCUUGUUUUCAUAAUAUUUAUAAUAGAAAUAGUAAAUAAGAACAUUAUAACAGCCGUCGUCUGUGUUAUUUGGGGGUUUGUUUUUGUUGAUUUAUUUUUCUCCUCAUUUUGGGUCAUACUUUCCUGCUUCUUUACAUGCCUAGUAAUUUCUUAAUGGAUGUGAAUUUUACAUUGUUGGGUGUUGGGUCUUCGUGUGUGUGUGUAUUCUUUUAAAUAUUCUUGAGCUUUGUUUUAGAAUGCAGUCAAGAUACUUGAAAAUAGUUUGAUCAUUUCAAGGCUUGCUUUUAAGCUUUGUUAGGUGGGCCAGAGCAGCCUUUACUCUGGUGCUACUUUUCUCCACAACUGAAGCAAAAUCCUCCUGAGUCUACCUGGUAACCCUGUUCAUGAUCAGGUUUUUCCAGUUUAACUGUGGGAACAUGAACUCUUCCCAGCUCAGGAAUUUUUGGCCUGCUUCUUCUUGGUGGUUCUUUCCCUGUUGAGUAUUUCCUUGUGCUUAUCAAUACCUGAAAACUUGAAAGGAAACCUCUGCACAUUUUUGGAGCUCUCUCCUCUCCGUGCAGCUGUGCUCUCCUCUCUCUGCAGCUGUCUUCUCUCUGGUACUCGGCCUGCCAAUUCUAGCUGUCCUGGCCGCCCCAGAUUCUUAACUCUCACCUCAACUCAGCAAGGCUGCUUGGUUCAGUUUGGAUACCCCCUUCCUACACCACAGCCUAGAAACUGCCUCUAAGUAAUCUGGGGCAAACAUGGGGCUCACCUCAUUGAAUUCCACUAUCUUUUACUGCCUGUUGUCCAACAUCUAACACCCAUUUUUUCAUAUAUAUUUUUCCUUUUUUGUUUUUAAGUUGUCUGAGGUGGGAGAGUAAAUGUUUUUCCCACCUUAGUAAAUAGAAAAAAGUUUACUCAAUUGCUCAAGCCAAAGGCUUAGGGUUUAUUCUUGGUUCCUCUCUUUCCCUCCAUAUCUAAUCUACCAGCCAGUCACGUUGGUUCUGUGUUUCCACCGCUAACAGACUGAGCCUCCUUUGCGCUCAGCUGGAUUAGUGUGCUGACCCACUGUUCCCUUCCCAUUCUUGCCUCUGCAGUCGGUUCUCCACAGCCACGUGAGUGAACUUAAAAAUAUGGAGACUAUAUCAUUCCUACUUAAAUCCUUCCUGGCUUUCCCUAUGCUGGCCUCCAAGGCCCUUCAUUAUCAUUCCAAAUUUCCCUCCUCAGUACCUGACAGCCACACUGGCCUCCCUGUGUUCCUCGUUAUACCAAGUUCUUUCUUAUCAGACUGUGCCUGGAAUAUGUUUUCUUCAGUUCUCCCGUGAAUGGCUUCUCAGCUGUCAAUUCCUUAGCAGGACCUUCUCUGAAUUAAAGUUGUUCCCCAUCUUAUCCUUGUUAUCAGUUAUAUAUGGUCCUGUUCAUUUCUUUCACGGCACUUACCAGAACCUGAUUAUCUUGUUUAUUUUUUGCCUACUUGUUUCUGUCCUUCCCCACUAGAAUAUAAGUCCCUUAAGGCAGGAAUUUUUGUUGUUGUUGUUUUUCACUCCUAGGUCCCCAGAAUGCAGAAGAGUACCUGACCCCAUAAUAGGUACGUAAUAUAAAUGCAUAGAAUAAAUGAAUAGACCUCAAGUAAUCUACUGUUUCUGUAGUUUUUUUUUUUUUUCUUCUGUUAGGAUGGAAGAGUUGUACUGUCAGUGCUUCAUUUAUUCCUGUAUAAUAAUUUCUAGGAGAUUGGACUUUUGAUUUCCCAAAAGGAGUGAUACGUGCUACUGAGAAAUUAAAUAAACCAAGAUGUAAAAAUAGAACUAGAUUAGGCCAUACAUACAUUUAACUGAAAUAAUAAUAACCAUAGAUGGAUAAGAAAAAUACCUGUUCAGCUACUUUUAUAAUUUGUAUUGGGAAAAAUUCUAUCUCCUAAAAUCGCUAUGGAGGUAUGACUUCAGACUUCCUAAAUAUGUACAGACUUCCUAAAAAUGUACAUUAUAUGCCUCAUGUAUAAUAUAAACACUUUGAAAAGUUGAAUAACCAAAUACUUGCCUAAUUGGGGUAUGGUUUUCUUAACUUUCAGAGACAAGUAGAAAAGUUCUAAAUACCAGGAUGUCCUCCAAAGUGUAAGCUUACGGGUCUGUGUUUUUAAUUUUGGUUCAUUGUAUCUAGAGGUAAGUGAACCUGUGCACUGUAAAAAUAACCCUCUUUCAAAUUAAUGAAAUUCAUUUUCAAAAUUUUUUAGUCUACACACGCCAUAAUGGGCCAAAUGGGUCUUACUCCCAAAUAUAGUGUAUGAUUUGGAAUUAUCAAGAAGUAAAUUCAUUAAACUUAAUCUCAUCUAUACAGCUGUUGACUAGUUUGGUCAUUUAAAGUAAUCCUUUGCUCCUUGCAGUUAUUGGUGCCCAUCUUGAAUAAUGAAGUUUGAAUUUCACAAAUGUGAAAUAAUUCCAUUCCUUUCCUGCAGCACACCCUGAGCCUAUAUGCUGUAGUAAGGUAUUACUCAAGGUAACAAAUAGUUGUUUAUUAAGGACAAAAUAAGCCUCUUGAUUUGCUAUAAAAAUUUGCUAAUAGUUCUGCUUGACUUUAAUGCAAACAUUGUAAAAUAGACAAAUACCCACAGGAUUCUUUGGAAAAAUAUAGAUUCAGGCUAAAUUAAAGCACUUGGCUAUGUUUUUGUAUUUUAAUGUGUAUGUGAGAAAGGUUCAGAGUUCUUUGGCAGAACUCUACUAAAUUCUACUCUCAAUAAGCCUUCAUACUCGCUUCUUACACUUAAGGCUCUACUUGCAUAGAAACUUUGAAAACAGAUCCAAGUUAGUGGAUAUCUUAAACUAAUUCAGUCAACUGAAGCAAAGAUUAUAGAGUUCAUGUCAUAAUUAUGGCGUGCGUUAAACCAGUCAUUGUAUUGCUGAGAAACCUUAAUAGCAUAAGCAGUAAAGAACUGCCUAAAUAAACAAAUCUGUUAUUGUUUAAAAAGCACAAGUAGUUCUUAGCGCUGGAGCAUGCCAGGAUGAUGUAAGAAGUUGCUCUGAUAUAUUCUUCACGCCAGACUGAAUCAUCACGUUUCGUGACUGAAGUCUGUUUACACCACUGUUCCUUAGUUCCUGGAGCUCACUCUGGACUAAGCUCGAGCUUAAACACAUCUCUGUGGAGGUCGGUAGUUAAGACUGUCACACAGUUUAACUAAUUUGAGUAGUCCUUGCUUUCUUAAAACCCAAUUCUUUUUGAAUGUUGGACACAUUAAACAGGAAGCUCUUCAUUAGUUCACCUUGAAAAGCAUUUGACUUUUUCUACAUGAGAAUAUCUGACUAUUAAAAAAGGAAAUAACCAAGGUAUGCUCAGGUAGAAAUAAAAAGCCGCAUGCUUUUCUGUGUCCAAGACUUCUGAAAUAGGAGUUGACUCUGUGCAAAAGCUACUUGGCCCCAAAUAUUUAAUGUACAGGGGUUAGAAGACAAUAGUAUAGGCUCUUACUCACUAAUCUAAUCUCCCUAGGGAGACAACGUGAUAGCAUCCCAGAACUUUUUUGCUGUUACGACCAAUAAGAAAAUAUGUCCACUAAAACAGCAACAAAAUGAUUUUGCUGCCACUCUGCAGGCUUUGCUACAACACACAUCUCCAUGGUAGGGCUCGGGGUUUGGAGUUUAUUUUCAGUGUGAGUUCAGUAAUGGCAGGCGGGAAUUAAUUUCUCUCCUCAAGAGUAUUCAGUUAACCAUGGUCUUGAGCUAGGUUUUAGGCAUUAUUCAUUCCAAGAAUUUCAGUGAAAUCAAGUCAAAAUACUUCACUCUACAAGUAUAACCUAGAGUAAAUAAAAUGAUUUAAAAAUAAUGUGAAAUGCCACAGUCUGAUGAAAUAGAGUUUGUGACCUUGUGGUAACUGGACUUACACAGCUAUGUCCAUUAGAAAUGUCUGAUAAUUUCCAAUAAGACAAGUCCUUUUCUUUCCUUGACAGUGUAAGAAAGGAUUUUUGGGGGGUAGCAAAUUAUUUAUGCAAAGCUAUUUUCCUUACAGUGAAAGGUAUUAAGUAGGUAUAAUGAUAUUCAACUCAAACUAAUUUUGAGCUUUACAUAUAGAUAAGUAUAGCUAUACAGGUAAAGUCAUCAUUGUAAGAGUCUUUCUUUCUGAUUGUAGGACUUUGAGUAUUUGUUACUUGUAGGGAUAAAAAUCUAUUUGAGGACUCAGACCAUGAUGACAAUUAGCUCCACAAAUAGAAAAGGCAACAUUACAUAAACCUGACAGUAAAAGAAAUGCAGGCCAUGAACUGAUUUUUGUUUUUCUUUUUUUUUUUAAUAUCUAUAUAAAAAAUAACGAGCGAUUUACAGGUCUCUUUCUCUAAUCAGAACCUCAAGUGUAUAUAUAAAGGUACUGUACAAUAUAUAAACAUUUACAACCAGUACAUCCAUAUUUUGCUUAGCAUUCCAAGGCCACAUUGCUAAGUCAGUACAGAAUCAGUACAGUGACAGGUUACUUAGAAAGGAAAGAGCCACAUCAGACUGACAACAGAUGACAUCAAAGUUAUGUCGCAGUUAACAAAAAUUGGAUUUUUAUCACUAAUUGUGGACUAUAGGGAAAAUAAAUCAUUUCUGUGAUACUAAAUUCUUAGCAUUUAUCACGCCUUCUAAUUCGUCUCUAUUCAAGUAGUUACAAUAGGUGGGUAAAUAUAGUUCUGGAUGGAAAGGGGAUUUCAGAAAUCUCACUCCGGGAAGCAUGUCUUAUCUACAGGGGCUGAUUUAGUUGUUAUAUUAAAGAAUUUCACAGUCAGACUCUGAGAGGGAAGGACCUGGACAUGAUGUGUUUCACAAUAACAAGAUGAACCCAGGGUGACAGAACAAGUGUGUUCAAAUACUCCAGAAAAUGGUUUUAUUCUGAGAAUGUUCCUUUAUUUAUAGAUGCUACUGAAUGCUGCUUCCGGGGGCUGAGAAACCCGGAUCUGUUUUAUGGAGCUAAAAACUGUCUCUACCUUCCAACAAACAUCUCUAAUUAGACUUGAGAAAAGAAUUCUGAAAAUCUGUACAAGCUAAGCAGAUGUUUACGAUCCCUUUCUUCUUUGUAAAUAGGUUAAUGUAGCUAGAUAUUAAAAUUAAGAUCUAGCAAGGACUGUCUACCACCACGUUUGUUCUCACUUGCUUGUGAGUCGGUCUCACACAGGUUCUGCUUCUCAACACUUGAACUUGUACAGCAGCUGCCAGAUGAGUUGGUACCUCAUCUGGCAACGGACCGUGAAACUGGUUUCAUGAUUAAGUCCCUCUUCAAAUAUGUAUUAUGUAUUAAUGACUAAUGACUUAGUAGUUGGUUCAACCAAAAUAUCCAGAAAGAGAAAUUUGGUAGUUUUUCUUCAGAUAGCAAUAAGCAAUAUUUCCAUAUGCUUCUUUGUGGUUUCAUAAUAAAAUAAAUGAAAUAAAAGGGUGAUCUGAGAUGCUAUAACACAUUAGAGUUGGAUAACACAGCAGGAGGUGAACUCUUAAUCAAUUGAAGUGCUUUCUCAUUUGAACAUUCAUUUGUAAAUCACAUCUUUAACAGUUAUUUGAAAUACCUUAUCCGGCCGAAUUAAAAUAAACAGCCAUAAGAAAGUCAGUAUUUGACUACAUUUUUUUUUCUUUCCAGUAGCGAUGUUUGGGAGUUUUAUUUUUAAACGGGGACAUCAUCAGUAAGCUGUUAGGAGAGGCAACUGCCAUCUUUAAUGAUGAGUUAACAAUCUCUUCUUCUGCAAGGGCUCAAAUAUUUCUCUCUGUAAACAUGCAACAUGCUAUUGAGAAUAUCAACUUCCAAGCCAAACCUAGUUUUUUCAUUACUGUGGAAAUAUCUGCAUGAGAAGGAUAAAAUAGACAUGAUACAGUAGAUAACUUGGCACAAAUAUAAAGUGAGUUGUGACCACGUUGUGAAUAUCAACAUGUCAUUUGUUCAGACACUCAUGAAGACGAGCUGGGCGGCCUGAGCCGGGCGUGUCCGAUGAGCCCGUGGGUGCGGCUCCUUCCUGAGCGCAAGGCGGGCAGCCAGCCAAGGGGACAGUGGGUUCUUAGCAAUCCUGCAGGCCCUUCAUGCAGCCUAGGUAACUUGAUGCUCAAAUUAAAAUGUACUUCCGAUGUGUGUUUCAGAAUUCCUGAAAAAAAUGAUUUUGGGGGGGAGGGGAACACUGCUUUUUAGUAGGAAAAGAUUACAACUUGUUUUUUUGUUUUAUACUAAAGGUCACAGUCGCUUCUCGGCCACACCAGUAGUGCCUGUGGCUCUGCUUGCACUUGGCACCUUCCAAGGCCCUGGAGUUAUUGGUGUUUUCUUAGCUGGAGAACCGCUUUCAGGUUUGAACCCUCCGCUCUCUUUGUUUUUGUCAGCUGCCUCUAGUUCUUUUCUUUUGUGAUCUUCUAUUUUGUUUAAAACCAUUCUUUCUUCAGGUUCCUGCUUUGGCUUCUUUUCUGAUAUUUUGACAUUUUCUCCUAUUUUAUCUUUACUAGAACUUGUUUCUACUAAGGUUGCUUUCUUUCCUUUUUCAUUUUCUGAUAUAGCUCUACUAGUAGUGUUAUUUGUCUUUUUGGAUGGAAGCGACUUUUCAUCCAUUCUCUUGCUUUUUUUCUCUGGAGACCUGGUUCUGUUUUUUCCAGGCUGACUCUGAUUUGUAUCUUUCCUGACAACACCUGAUCUUUCUUUCCCAUCUGACAUCUGCUCAGCAUUGUUGCUAGCAUAGCCCCCUACUCUUUGGUUCACAUUUGAUUGGUCUUUGCUUCCUUCAGUUUUUUGCUGCUUCUUUGGGCUUGAAGACUGUCCUCUGCUUUUUCUGCAAUGGUCUUGUCCAGAAGCUGCCCUGGUGCUGAUCUGACUACUUUUAUUCUCUCCUUUCCUGGGGCUGAGUGAUCGAUCUCUGGGUCUUCUUUUGGGGUCAUUUUUUAGAGGGCUGGGAAUCUUUUCUAAAUGUUCCUCUGAAUAUCGACUGGCUGACUUUUUGGGACUAGCAGAUCUGCCUCUUGGUGUGACACCAUUUUCUACUUUCAAGAGAUUUUUCUUAUCACUGUGCCCAUGACUGUUGGGUGGAUCCCUUUUAUUCACAUUUUUAUGGAGAAGAGACUGAUGUUUUAUAUCAGACUGAUUUUCAUUGAAAGUGCUUUUCUUUUCAGGCACAAUGUCCUUUAAUUCUUCUGCCUUUUCACAUAUCUGAACUCUCAUCAAAGAUUCUUCAAUUACUGGCACACGAGACUCUUCAAAUAUGAAAGCAGAAUGUGAAGAUGGGUGAAAUGGUGACUGUUCAUCAUAAAUCACAUUGGAAGAUGAAGGGUUAUUAAUAUUCCAAUCACCUAAAAAAAGUGAUUUGAGUAGAACAUUAUUAAAUUUUAGAAUUAUAAAUAGGAACAAUUAAGUUUUGAAUUUUUUGAUAGCCAUUUGAAUUUUACUGACUGCUUAAACAGCCUGAGUAUCUUAUAAAUAAAGUUCAUGUAUGUUUAGAUCUCUCUCUAUAAAGGCAGACGUAUACAGACAGCUAUACUUGUACCUGAAGGGUAGGUUGUUUUAGAUAUACAAAAUAAUAGUAUUCAUUUUUCCAAUUACUUUUGUAGAAUAGGUACGAUAAUAUAUGAUGUGUAAAUUCUUUAUAAGUAGCAAAAGCCCAAUAAAAAUCUUAAAAGAAAUAAAUAAUAAAAUAAUUGGACCAAAUUACCUGGUCCAAGCAGCUUACUAAUUUAGCUAUUAUUGAUGGAUAUAGCUUCA